This is a messenger RNA of Bombina bombina (fire-bellied toad), 1397 nucleotides long. It is a transcript of the gene PINX1, whose product is annotated as PIN2 (TERF1) interacting telomerase inhibitor 1. Gene Ontology annotation, molecular function: nucleic acid binding; telomerase inhibitor activity. The coding region runs from base 64 to 1143 and encodes 359 amino acids. The record is from RefSeq and is a predicted model, not a curated record. Gene Ontology annotation, cellular component: nucleolus. Gene Ontology annotation, biological process: regulation of ribosome biogenesis. NCBI's taxonomy places the organism in Eukaryota, Metazoa, Chordata, Amphibia, Anura, Bombinatoridae. The transcript has 7 exons.
CAUGGAGUUAUAGUUGUAUCAGGUGGCGUAAUUUCCGAAGUACAAGUCCCUUUUUCCGGUGUCAUGGCGAUGCUGGCAGAGCCCCGCAGAAAGCAAAAGUGGUCUGUGGAUCCAAGAAAUAGCACCUGGAGUAAAGAUGAAUCCAAAUUUGGCCAAAAGAUGCUUGAAAAGAUGGGUUGGUCCAAGGGCAAGGGUCUCGGGGCGCAAGAACAAGGAUCCACAGAACACGUUAAGGUGCAAGUAAAGAACAACACUUUUGGCCUUGGAGCAAACACUAAUCAUGAGGAUAACUGGAUAGCUCACCAAGAUGAUUUUAAUCAGAUUCUAGCUGAACUGAACAAUUUCCAUGGAACUUCGGAGUCUGAGUCUCAAGCUGGAGAAGAAAAAAAAUCUUUCAGCUUGGAAGAGAAGUCCAAGACUUCCAGGAAACGAGUUCAUUAUAUGAAGUUUGCCAAAGGAAAGGACCUUUCAUGCCGCAGUGAUACUGAUCUUGCCUGUAUAUUUGGAAAACGUGACAAAAAGACGAAGAAGAAAAUUAUACAGGAGGAAUUGGAAGUUGACUCAGAGGAGAGUGAAGAACACAAACAAGAGACGCCUUCAAAUGACUCUGAACCUACAAACACCAUAACAAGCACAAUGUCAGUAAAUGAGUAUUUUGCCAUACGUAUGGCAGCGCUAAAGAAAUCCCAAACAAAAUAUGGGGAAACUGCCCCAGAAGAUACAAAUCCAGAUGAGAUUUCUCCGGAAGAAACAAAGCAGAAGUCCAAAAAGAAAAAACACAAGAAAAAAGACAGAGAUUUGUAUUCAAAUUGUUUAGAUGAACCUGAAACUGUUAAACAUCUAGAGAAUGAGGAUUCUAUAUGUAGCACUGAUUAUCAGGAAUCACAGAAGAGGUCAAAGAAAAAGCGAAAGAAUAAAGAAAUGAUUUCUGAGAACACUGAGAAUACAACGGAGGAUAAAGAGCCUUCUGAAACCUCUGAGUGUGAAACUGUACGUGAGAAACCCAAAAAGCGUAAAAAGAAAAGCAAAAGGGAAUAUGAGGAAAGUACUGACAACAAGGAGGCGCUGGAGGAGGAGGGUCCUAUGCUUACUGAGCAGUCUGGGAAAAAGAAAAAGAAGAAAAAGAAAAAUCAAUCAGAUUAAAAAAAGGCCUAACUAGUUUCCCUAAAUUGAGUAAAACCUCGGAACAUGGUCUUUUUUAUUCAUAAAUAUUUUCUUUUUUUAUUGGCUUAGCUUAUUAUUGAAUGAAUUAACAAAUUGGUAUAUUAUCACAUCUGAAAACUGUACAUUUAUAUAAAAAGUGUUUAUUUUCCCCAAUAGGUGCCAUAUGCAAGGCCAUAUCAGAGUCAAAUUUGUACAGAAAUCUUUGUGCCAUCCAAUAAAAAGCUCAAACAGUG